AUCUUUGUUGUAGUACGUCACGUCGUGGCCCCCGCCCUCCCCGUCAUGUGAAGAUUUAUUUAUUUUCUCCUCCUUGCCCUGCGCCUGUUAUCGCCGAGAAGCACCGUACAACCACAGCGGGACACCGCGACCACAGCAGGCCAAGCAUUAGGGCCGCAGGGCCGGGAGGAGCGGGACGGAGCCGCCGCUGACCCCGGAGGCGACAUGACUGCGGAGUAGCGAGCAAAAGGACGCCGCUGCGCCUGCUGGUGAGCCGGAGGAGGAGGAGGAGGAUGAUGGUGGUGAAUGGUGGAUGGUCUGAUGGAGGUGCAGCUGCAGGUGGAGCGGCACCUCGAGCCUUCGCCGCGGCAGCAGAGCCGCUGAACGUACCUGGAUCUGGACAAAAUAAUGUGAACACUCUGCAGCUCCCUGGCCUUCGUCGUUAACUUCAUCAUUUAUGAUUAUGAUGACGGGAUCCAGUCACGUGGCUCUGGCCUGACCGACGCGUCCUUCUCUUCCAGCGGCCCACAGGCACAAUGUCCGGGCCGGCUGCACCGGCACUGGCCACGGAGCCUGGGUUUGGGCCGGAGCUGCCGGACCUGAGCCACCUGACGGAGGAGGAGCGCAGCAUCAUCCUGUCGGUGAUGGAGAGGCAGAAGGAGGAGGAGAAGAAGGAACAGAGCAUGCUCAAGGAGCAGGAGGAAGUGAAACCUCCCUCGUCCUCGUGGAAUCCAUUCUCAGGGUUCAGUCAGUUGGUCAGUAACGUUGCCACCAACGUGUCCGAAGUUCUGCAGGUUAAAAGUCCAACAGACAACGAACUGCAGACGAAGUUACAUCAGCAGUUUGAGAUGUAUAAAGACCACAUGAAGAAGCUGGGUGAGGAGUCACCAGAGGCUCAGACAGCGCGGGCAGAGUCUCCAACCUGCGGGAUCUGUCGCAAGACCAAGUUUGCCGAUGGCUGUGGCAGAGCAUGCUGCUACUGCCAGAGUCGAUUCUGCGGCCGCUGUGGGGGGCGUGUCUCCUUGAGAGCCAAUAAGGUGAUGUGGGUGUGCAAUGUUUGCAGGAAGCAGCAGGAGUUUCUCACUCGGUCAGGGGACUUUUCCCCUGAAACGCUAUCCAUCAAUUACAGCUUACACAGGGCUCCCCACCCACCUACACAUGGGCCACUGGGUGCCACGGGGCCCUUGAGUAAUGGCGCAGCAGAAUGGAGGCAGAGCCCCUCGGGAUUGUACUAUAAUGGCAGGAGGAGCAGGAUGCCUAGCUCACCAUCGGACCUUGCUGUGAACAACCGUUCUCGAUCGCCACACUGCUGCCAUGGUAACGGAGAGGAAGAGCUACAGGCACACAGCCAACCAAUAAGAGAUGGGCGAGGUCGCUGGUACUCACAGGAUCACCCUCUAGACCAACGUCAGGAUGAGCUUGAGCUGCAGCGACAACAGGAAGUGGAGUUUCAGGCACGGUACCGUAGUGACCCAAACCUUGCCCGUUACCCAGUGAAGACACAGCCAAGUGAAGAAACCAUGAGGAUGUUAGCUCAGGUAGGCAGGGUCCGCCACCAGCGCCGCCACAGUGAUGUUUCCCUGGCAACCGCAGAGCCUGACCACCUGACCAUGAGGCAUUCAGCUCUUCGUCAGAAUCUGCCUCUGGGUUUGGUCAAAUCUGGAGGUCAGAGGUCAUACUCUGUGGACCGUGCAACCACUCACAUAAGCCCAACAUAUUCCCGUCGCAGCCCAUUAUCACAACAACUACUGGACCCAAGCUCAACCCUGAAGAGGAAGCCAGCCACUGAGAAUGUAGCACAGAGGCGUCGGCAUGUAGGGAAGAUGCACGUGAUUGGUAGCUUUAGCAGCUCAGAGGAGGAUCUUGUUACCACACCUGAGUACACUAGCGCUGACGAGCCUGACAGAGACAUGGACAGUAGUCAAUGGUGGGAUCAUGGUUCCUGGCAUGGUGAGCCUGCGCCCAUGUCUAUGCAGCCAGUCACAUGGCAGCCCUCCAAGGAUGGAGAGCGUCUGAUUGGUCGAAUUUUACUGAACAAGCGGAUGAAGGACGGAACUGUUCCCGCAGAUACAGGAGCACUGCUGGGACUCAAGGUUGUCGGUGGAAAGAUGACAGAGUCUGGUCGUCUCUGUGCUUUCAUCACUAAGGUGAAGAAAGGUAGUCUGGCUGACACUGUGGGUCACCUGAGACCAGGAGAUCAGGUUCUGGAGUGGAACGGUCGGGUUCUUCAAGGAGCCACAUUUAAUGAGGUCUACAACAUCAUACUGGAGUCCAAACAAGAACCACAGGUGGAGCUGGUGGCGUGUCGACCGAUAGGAGAUGUUUCCAGAUCAAGAGAGAGUGCCCAUGUCCAGCUGAACUCCAGUUCCAGUUCCUUUGACUCUCAGAAAGUUGGCCCAUCCAUCUCUGUCACAUCUCCAAUGAGCCCCAGUGUUCUGUCUGGACAGGUCUCAACUGUGGACAGGCAACCUCUGGUUCCCCGGAUUCAGGUGAAGCUAUGGUAUGAUAAAGUCGGCCACCAACUGAUUGUCACCGUUCUUGGAGCCAAAGAACUUCCUGCUCGGGAUGACGGCCGACCCCGGAACCCAUACGUCAAGAUCUAUUUCCUGCCAGAUAGAAGUGAUAAGAGUAAGCGGAGGACAAAGACGGUAAAGAAGUCGUUGGAACCUCGGUGGAACCAAACCUUCAUGUACUCUCCAGUCCAUCGACGUGAGUUCAGGGAGCGAAUGCUUGAGCUGACAGUCUGGGACCAGGCUCGAGUCCGAGAGGAGGAGAGCCAGUUCUUGGGAGAGAUCCUGAUAGAGAUGGAGUCGGCUCUGCUCGACGAUCAGCCUCACUGGUACAAACUGCAGCUUCAUGACAUUUCCUCUCUGCCACUGCCCAAAGCCUCCCCCUACCUGCAGAGGAGAGGACUGCAGGCUGAGCACACACACAGCAGCAGGAGGCUGCAGAACAAAGGUCAUUACUAUAACUCAGGGUCUCAGAGGAUCAGUGACAGCGAGUUUUCAGAUUAUGACUGUGAAGACGGCAUUGGGGUGAUAUCAGACUACAGACAGAAUGGGCGCGAAUUCCAUAGUUCCACCCUCUCAGUGCCAGAGCAAGUGAUUUCUCCCAAUCACUGCUCCCGUUCUGACUUGGUCAGAAUGAGGUCACGGUCACCGAGCCAGCCACCUCCUCACAGCAAUAACCCUCUUUACCCGUUAUAUCGGGAGGACGCGGUGCGGCUGCUGCGGGGCUCCAAACUGAGCCGAGCAUUCUCUGAUGCCAGCCAAUACAGCAGCCCGAACAGGCCAUUGAGGCGGAUGUCGCUUGCCAACUCACUUGAUUCCCAUGACAGAUAUUUUAAUGGCCCUAACCACAGCUGGACAAACCACAUCAUCAAUGGGAGCUGUGAUGACUACAGUCAGGACUUCAUCCCUGAUUUUCCCUAUGAGCCUGACACCUACGAUGAGGAACUACUGAGGUACAGUCGUGGGAUGGACCGGAGAGAUUACUACAGCCGAUCUCGUUCAGCUGACCGACCCAUCUACACACGCUCACACUCAACCGAUCGAUCUGACUCCACACACAUGAGGUCUGGACGGUCUGCUCCCCCCUCACCUGCCCUGAUCAGGGCUAACGCUGGAGGCGGUUCCACCUUGACAAGCCCAACGGGGACGCCUAUUUGUGGUCGCCGAGGACGCCAGCUACCUGCUGUCCCCCCCAAAGGAGCUCUCGACAGAAGGGAGGUGUUACCGACCGACAGAGAAGGUGUACUGAAGGACCCUUCAAAGAUGAAGGACAAUCUCUCCUUUAAGUCAUCAGACAGCGAUGUCAGUGAUGUCUCAGCUAUCUCCAACGCCUCUGACACUCAAUCUGUCCACAAGAUCGGUCUGAUUGAAUGUCUGGAGGGCCGAUCAGCAGAGCUGGGGGUGGGCUCGCAGGGAACAGAGGAAAUAGUGGGGGCAUCAGAAGGCGGGGAUACACUGCAGAAGAGCAACUCAGUGGAGGAAGGGGAGGAGGAGCCUGAGCCUUCAAAGGUGUCUGCAGCUGCCGCUCCUCUCACCAAGUCUUCAAGUGUCGGUGGUGAGAUUUGCUCAUUGGGGAGAAACGAUGAUGACGAUGAUGACAAGAAGCGACGCUCAAGCUUCGGUGCAAGGAUGAUGGGGAUGGUUGGACUUGGAAAGAAGAGUCAGAGUGCCUCCCAGCUCAACCCAGAGGAGGAAGAGAAGAAGAAGAAGGUGGUGAGACUUCCCGUUCAGAGAAGUGUAGAAACCGGUUUGGCCAUCGAGUUUAAAGCUCGUUUUACCCGACAGCCGAGUCGAGACCCAGAUGCCGAGGACCCCAAACCUGGAGCGCUCAUAUUUCCAGGAGUAAAGCUUGCAUCAGACAAACAGUUCACUGGUUUCCUUGAAGGAUUAGGCCCCGCCCAGCUGGCUGGACGGCAGACAUUGGCCACGCCCCCCAUGGGUGACAUCCAGAUCGGGAUGGUGUACAGGAAGGAGCGUCUGGACGUGGAGGUUAUCCGAGCUCGGGGGCUUGUGGGUAAACAAGGCAACAAGAACACUCCAGCUCCUUAUGUGAAGGUGUAUCUAAUGGAUAAUGGAAAGUGUGUGUUAAAGAGAAGAACUCGUCUGGCAAGGAAAACCCUUGACCCUCUUUAUCAGCAACAGCUGCAGUUUGAAGAAAACCCUGAGGGCAAAGUUCUACAGAUCAUCGUCUGGGGUGACUACGGUCGGAUGGACCAUAAAUCAUUCAUGGGCGCUGCCCAGAUUCUAUUGGAUGAUCUGGACCUGUCCAAUAUGGUAAUUGGCUGGUUCAAACUGUUUCCUGCCACCUCAUUAGUGGAUCCUGCGUUGGCGCCGUUGACCAAUAAGGAGACAGAAGGUAGCAAGUCUUAGCAUCAGGAGGCAUGGCUGAUUGGUCAUAGACACGUUGCAGGAUGGGCCCUAAAACAAAGUCUCAGAAUCCUCUGCUGCUGCAUGCUGCAUGAUGACAUCACAGGGAUGACAUGACAAUUUCAUGAUGAUGUCACUAGGACGAUGAGGAAGGUGCUAUUCCUGACCUGCCCACUGCGGGGGGAGACACUCAACAAAGGAUGAUGGGUAAAGAAAGGAGUGGCCAUGUGACCUCCAGCUGCCAGCUAAUCACAGCAGCUCCUUGGAAGUCAUACGACUGUUAAAGACAUGUCAGGAACCCACAAGAUUGAGUUAUGAGAUAGUAUCCAUGGAGACACAGGAACAUAGAGGGGGCUUCUUUAUGUUUAUGCAUGGAAUGACGAAAACAUUAGAACAUAAACUCCAUCGAAGAAAAACACCACACCAACAAGUAAAAUCAUGAAAACGUGAAAACAAAAGAACAUGAGAACAACAAACAUGACAACAUGUGAGAGCAUGAAAAUAUGUAAGACCAUGCCAGGGUGUGAGAACAUGAGAAUGUUGUCUAAAACUUCAAAAUAAAGAUUCUUAAACAAC
Molecule: messenger RNA, 5432 nt
Organism: Oreochromis niloticus (Nile tilapia)
Lineage: Eukaryota; Metazoa; Chordata; Actinopteri; Cichliformes; Cichlidae
Gene: rims2b
Product: regulating synaptic membrane exocytosis 2b
Exons: 37
Coding region: 516-4859 (1447 amino acids)
Biological process (GO): regulation of synaptic vesicle exocytosis; positive regulation of synaptic transmission; regulation of synaptic plasticity
Cellular component (GO): presynaptic membrane; cytoskeleton of presynaptic active zone
Molecular function (GO): small GTPase binding; transmembrane transporter binding
Source: RefSeq, a predicted model, not a curated record